UCUCUUUCUCUCUCUAUGUGGUUUAUGACUUUCUUAAUAAAUAGUGUUUGAAGGUGUCCGUGCCGUAAACACGGCGUUUUGUCAAUCGUUUUCAUUGAUUACUGUUAGAAAAAAAACAUCUAAAGAAUUAUGGCGGACGUUUUAGACAUUGACAAUGCCGAAGAAUUUGAAGUAGACGACGAAGGCGAUCAGGGUAUCGCUCGUUUGAAGGAAAAAGCGAAAAGAAGAAAAGGUAGAGGACACGGCGCUGAAUUAGUUUCUACCCGUGACGACGUUCGUCAUUAUGAGUCGAUGAACAUAGUGGAGGAGGACGACGACGAACCGGGUCCACAAAGAUCUGUAGAAGGCUGGAUCUUGUUUAUAAAUUCCAUUCACGAAGAGGCACAGGAAGACGACAUUCAGGACAAAUUUUCAGAAUUUGGACAAAUAAAAAAUUUACAUUUAAAUUUGGACAGAAGGACGGGAUUUCUAAAAGGAUACGCUUUGGUAGAAUAUGAAACAUUUAAAGAAGCUCAAGCGGCAAAGGAAGCAUUAAACGGAAAAGAUGUAUUGGGACAAGCUAUUUCUGUUGACUGGUGUUUCGUAAAAGGACCAAAGAAAAUAAAGAAGAGAAGCCACAGGAGACGAUGAGAAAAAAAUAAACAUUAUUAAACGAAACAUUUAUUUCCAUUAUGUACGAUUAUUUAGGAUCAGAACAAGUUUUGUAUUUCAGAGACAUUAAAUGAAAUUAAAUAUCGAAAAUAAUACAAUUUACAAUAAAAAAUAGUUAUACAUGUC
Molecule: messenger RNA, 777 nt
Organism: Hylaeus anthracinus
Lineage: Eukaryota; Metazoa; Arthropoda; Insecta; Hymenoptera; Colletidae
Gene: tsu
Product: RNA-binding protein 8A
Exons: 4
Coding region: 130-630 (166 amino acids)
Biological process (GO): RNA splicing
Cellular component (GO): nucleus; cytoplasm; exon-exon junction complex
Molecular function (GO): mRNA binding
Source: RefSeq, a predicted model, not a curated record